This is a messenger RNA of Eutrema salsugineum, 1012 nucleotides long. RefSeq names its product mitochondrial inner membrane protease subunit 2. Gene Ontology annotation, biological process: mitochondrial respiratory chain complex assembly. The coding region runs from base 201 to 665 and encodes 154 amino acids. The transcript is spliced from 5 exons. Lineage: Eukaryota; Viridiplantae; Streptophyta; Magnoliopsida; Brassicales; Brassicaceae. Gene Ontology annotation, molecular function: serine-type endopeptidase activity. Gene Ontology annotation, cellular component: membrane; mitochondrial inner membrane peptidase complex. The record is from RefSeq and is a predicted model, not a curated record.
AUUUAAGGCAAAAGAAGAAAAACCCUGAUUCUUCACAUUGCCUUUGCCGCGACUUCUGCUUCUUCUCUAAUCUUCUUCGCAAAAUCGAUUUGCAGCUAGUCGUGUUACAAGUCUCAGUUUCUUUCUCUUUGGCUUCGUCAAUUUCCAGAUGAUUCUAUGCCUGUUGUUGAGAAUCACAUAUUAGAUAGACCAUCUUGGACAUGGGAAUCGAGAAACUUGUAUGGGAAGUGACAAAGAAAGCAUUCGCUGGAAGCAUUAUUGGGCUUACCAUUUCAGAUAGAUGUUGUAGUGUUGUUCCGGUAAGAGGAGAUUCCAUGUCUCCAUUAUUCAACCCCCAACGAAAUUCGUAUUUAGAUGAUUAUGUUCUGGUUGACAAAUUUUGCCUUAAGGAUUACAAGUUUGCGCGUGGUGAUGUUGUAGUGUUCAGCUCUCCAACUCAUUUCAAGGAUAGAUACAUAAAGAGGAUAGUCGGGAUGCCUGGUGAAUGGAUAAGUAGUUCGAAUGAUGUGAUCAGAGUUCCACAAGGACAUUGUUGGGUAGAAGGAGAUAACAAAGCUUCCAGCUUAGACUCGAGAACAUAUGGCCCUAUUCCUUUGGGUUUAAUUCGUGGACGGGUCACUCAUGUCGUGUGGCCUCCUCAAAGAGUCAGCAAGAUUGGUAGAUAAAGCUAAUGGAGAGUAAGAAGAAGGAGAAAUUUUGAAAGGUUCGAUUUUUCCCCCAUUUUUUCUGGUGUUCAUUCAAUAAAUCAAAACGGGUCUAUUCGUCUCCAUGUUUCUCAAGAUUCUCUAUGGGAACUCUAAAAAUUCACAUUUCUACAUGUUUUCUUACAUUAUACCCCAAUGGGAAAUUGGGAAUUAAAGGUCACUUCUCAAUUAUAGCACGUUCUUUGUCUUGGACGAGACUCGGGAUUAAAACAAAGGUUUAGCUCGCCCUUCUUGUAAUACUUGGCCCUGGUUUUGAUUGGUUCUGGUUCGUUUCGGUUGUUUAACAAAAUCUCAUAGCUUUAUAACUG